Molecule: messenger RNA, 4608 nt
Organism: Daphnia pulex (common water flea)
Lineage: Eukaryota; Metazoa; Arthropoda; Branchiopoda; Diplostraca; Daphniidae
Exons: 3
Coding region: 311-877 (188 amino acids)
Source: RefSeq, a predicted model, not a curated record
CGUUCAUUGUGGUUAGUGCCUGCAUCUGUUUCCGAUAAAAAAAACUUCGUUGCAUGCUGAUUUCUUUCCAACGAACCAUUUGGUUUUGAAAUCUAAAUCGUUGCCUAACCACUCUUUCUGCCUACGGCUAAAACUUCUCGUUCCUUAUCAAGGUUUUCCCCUCUGCUCACCAGCAUCCUGUUCUUUAUAUUUCUCAUGACAUUUUACGUAUUCACCUUCAGUCAGUUGUUUUCACGCCAAAUACGAAAGCACUAGGUGCCAAACAAUUUUACAGCAUGUGAUCACAUAUUUACAAUCACAGUGUCUGGAAAUGUUUGCGUGUAACUUCGUGAAGUCGAUGCAGUUGGUGUUUUUCUUUUACUUCGUUCGAAGUUAUGCGCAACGGAUACGUUUGCUUCCGGAUGUGGCAGAACAAGUGAUUGAUGCAGGUUCCAACAUCACUCUGAUUUGUAUCUUUGAGGAUUUAAAAUUUUACAGUAAAAUAUCGGCUGUGGCACCUCUAUCAUGGGAAUUGCCCGACUACAUCGUGAAAUAUCCGGAAGAGAGUUUUGUCGCUAAUCGCCUUGUUAAGACGUUUGACACCAAUGAAACGCACAAGAUAUCGUCUCUUACUCUGGCACAGGCCACAACGAAAGACACGGGAUAUUUCGGUUGUACCGGACGGUUAUUGCGUGUUUAUGAUGAAACCUUAGAAACCAAACAAUACGUCUACGUUUACCGUAACGAUAGCCUCGCUUUCAUUGACGAUCCAUCCCAAGGUGGUAGAAAGGGCUACCACUUUACUUUUCGACAAGGGAAUUCCGGCCUUGUUCCAUGCAAAUCCACUCAUCAAAAUGUUACCGUAACUAUCAAAUCGGGUAUCCUUACUGUGUUAUAAAUUCGGGAUAGCCCUGUGGCGUUUUUUGAAAUAAUUUCAAAAAUACCUCUCCUCGGAUUUGAACCAAUAAUAAAAAGUAUAACGUGGUUCCCAGCUAGCGACUGAACCCACUGUGCCAUCGGAAUACGUCAAUAUAUUAUGAACUCAUGAAAACCAAAGGGAAGUGGACGUCGACUAUAUUUUACGGGUAUCCUUACUGUGUUAUAAAUUCGGGACAGCCCUGAGGCGUUUUUCGAAAUAAUUUCAAAAAUGGAUCUCCUAGGAUUUGAACCAAGGACCAAUAAAGAUAUUCGAGCUCCUAGGCGGAGUCUGAACCCACUGUACCAUCGGAAUAUAUCUUACAUUUUCGAUCUCUUCAACGUAUGAUGCAGACCAAAGAGAUGUGACCACAGAAUUAAUUUUACGGGUAUCUUCACUGUGUUAUAAAUUCGGGACAGCCCUCAGGCGAUUUUAGAAAUAAUUUUAAUAAUUUUUUGGAUUUGAACCAACGACUAAAAGUUACACAGGUAACUGAUAGUUACUUAACCCACUGUGCCACCUGAACUUUAUUUAGGAGUAUGUAAUAACAAAUUAAAAUGGAAUUAACAAUAAGGGAAUGCAAGACUCUUUUAAAAAAUCAUCAAUAAAGACGUAAUGAAAAAACUUUCAGCAUGAUCAACAUCCACCUCAAAAUAAGUGUCGUCAAACUGCACGUAACUUAAAAGAAGUUAGUAAAUCCCAGAUAUUGACACUUCAACUAGUACCAUCUUGCGUACAUUAUACUGUCCCGAUUUUGUGUACUUGGGUGUCCCGAUUUUGUGUUAUGGGUUUUAUCACCAGCAAGCUUCUCGAUCGAUUUUAUGGAAAUUUCUGAUUUUUUCUUGCAUUUCAAUGAAUGGAAUCUAGAGAUUCUGUCGAGCUCUUUCAUUUAAGACUAAAUUCAGCUCAAAAUAACCCCUAAAUAACUUAAUAUGGAUGGAUUUCAAACGUCCCAAAUCUAGCUUUUUUCUAAGUCCUUUUUUAUAAUAUAUUAUUUGUCAUAUCUUUACAAUUUGUACAGCUACAUUGACAUAGUUGUAUGUAAACGUAGAUCCGUUUAUUUUCUUUAAUUUCAGCAACUUUCCCUUUAAAAAAUCGGGUUAGUUUUUCUAUUAAACUGAAAAAUGUUAUUUCGUCCCAAAUAAGAAAUUUUCGGGCCUGUCCCGAAUUAGGUACUUUACCCUAACACAAUAAAUAAUAAAGAUGAAUUUUCAAAUGCAUUUUUAAUAUUUUAAAAUAGAAUAAACAAAAAUAAGUCAUUAAAAACAAAUUUGAUUUGUUUUUUUGCGCAAUUUAAAAAAAUUGUGAAUUUCAAUUACGAAAUUUAACAUAUCAAAAAUUGUCUAAUGACUUCGACCGUAUUUAAGGAUAGGGAAUCAAAUUAUGUUUAAAUUAAAUCUAUUUCUGGACACAUUGAUUAGUAAUUUUAUAGAUUAUAGAACAAAAACCUAUAUUUUUACUAUACCCCCGAGAGGCGAGGGUCCUCCUAACCUAGCGAACCUGGCGGGAAUCUUGGGAUCCUUUACUAAACACCCGCCGUUUCUUCCAAGAGACUGGGAUAGCCGGAUAGUGCAUCUUUCCUAUUAUAUCACGCUGAAACCAAGAAGUUAGAGUUGGGCUAUCAAAUUACAGCCUUAUGGAGAGUUGGAUCCCACACCCUUGCUACCUAUUAAUCAGAGUGUAGCAGAGACUUGACGUUGCUCGUUCCUGACCAAAUUCUCAAGAGAUUCAGUGCACGAAGAAUUCUACCAGAAGUCAUAACUAAGAAUUUUAUAGAAAGCUACGCGUGACGCUUGUCGGUCAAGGAAGAAGAAGAGCUACCCACCCGAUAUUGGCUGCCCCAUUUCGGUGUACCAAUGGCCUCUGGGUGUCAAGAAUUGCGCUUAGUAUUCGGCGCGGCCUCAAAGUAUCACGAAAGUAGCCUUAACAACUACGUCACGGCAAAACUGACCCUUCAAAACCCACUUCCCGCCGUUCGUUUCCGUUCUUCGUUUCCACUAGGGAGUGGUUGCCUGGGCAUCCGACAUCGUCGCCAUCUUUAGUCGCAUUCGAUACAACCGUGGAUUGAGGAGAGGCAGAUGGUGCCAUUCUGCGCAACAUCUACGUCGAUGACUACCUCGACUCUGGCAGGUGCAUGGAAGAAGCGUUCUGGUGAGCGACAGCAGUAAAUGGGUUGGUCAAGAGCGGCGACUUUCACCUAGACCAUUGGGUGUCGAACGACAUCCGUCUCUUGGUGAAACUCCCGCCAUUCGACUCGAAGAGUAACAAGUUUGUCAACAUUGGAGCUUACGACGCGGAGAUCAUCCUUGGAAUCACAGAGAGGCCCGCCACUAACAUGUUGGGGUUCCGAAUGAAAUUAAUACACAUCACCUACACGAGUGUUGAACUUUUAUCGAAAGUGCGGGUCUUUUUUACCCUUGGGGAACUGCUGCACAACUUACUCUGAAGGCCAAAAUUUGACUAAAAGAACUGGGCUUAAAAGGAUUGAAGUGAGAUGUCCCAGACACUGGUUCAGAUCGCGAAUGCUUUGAGCAGUUCUUCGGUGCAAUGGAGCAGCUGCAGAAAAUAGAAUUCUCCCGCUGCAUCUUUGCGGAUAAGGAAAAUAUUGUCCGUACGGAAUUGAAUACCUUCGUUGACGCCUCAGAAUAGGCCACAUGCUACAUCCAGCGUGUAUAAAGACCAUAAAGUAAUUGUCGUCACUCGUCAAAUCAGUGACAUAAUAUCUGUCCAUGGUUGAUGGUUCGAAUCACAAAAAAAUUAUAAUUGAUGAUUUAUAUUUGAAUGAUAUAAUUGAACAGUAUGAUUGGAAAGUCGACUAUUGCUAAGACAUCUAAGCGUGAAAAAAUGUUUGCUCUCUGAAAUCAUCAUUCAAUCUCAUUUUCACCCAUAUUUUUACGUCAAUAACAACAUCCGAAAAGUAACAUAUAAACAAGAAUGAAAUUAGCAUUGUAAAUUAGAUCGUUUUCAUGGAAGUUUGGAAAAAGUGUCACAUGCUUAUCUGCGUGCCACACUUUAGACAUUGGUACCGGGAAAAAUCCCAGCAGACAAAGAUUGGUCGAAACCGUAUUGGAGUAUCUGAAGGCUCCUAAGACACUCAUCUGACAUCUUCUACUUCAACUGCGGCGAUUUUGCUAUCCGUUUCCUCCCGUUUAUGGCACUCUCCAGGAGAUUGACCAUGCCAUGACGUUUCGUGUGGUGUUCGUGAAAUGCUUGAGUUAUUGAAACUCUCACGUAGUCUUCCUCCAUCUGUUUGGAAAUUUACUGUACUGACAGUUUCGUUCCUUUAGAUUGUCCUAUUACAUAAUGGCAUUUCUACAUCUUAUGACAAAAAAACUGAAAUUUAGCACCAACCUGAAUAUCAAGCAUGAUUGAGCGGAACAUCGCGAUGCAAUGUUCUUUUAAGACGUCAUCUAGUAUGGGAAUUAUCUUUUUUUUUUAUUUCGAUGUAAUUACAAUGCCGUUCAAUCAAAAGAUUAAUAUACUUCAGUACGAAUACAAUUUCUAAUUUAAGAUAAUGGUGGGACAAAAUUUUUUCCAUCGUACCAAAGUCGUACCCGCUUGUGAUUCCAGUAAAUCAUACCUAUAACACCAACAACGUUAGUUAUUCCACUUUUAAGUUAUCCCUAGUGAAAAUAUGACAAUUAAUAACAUUUAAUUGCUGUAGAUAACCAAAUCAAAGUAAUCUUAUAACAUUAAACGACAUAGAAGUUAAA